This is a messenger RNA of Acanthosepion pharaonis, 690 nucleotides long. The record is from the annotation of a GenBank genome assembly. Lineage: Eukaryota; Metazoa; Mollusca; Cephalopoda; Sepiida; Sepiidae.
AUGCUCGCACACACAUACACACACGACUGGAAAGUCCACCACCAUCUAUCUAUCUAUCUAUCUAUCUAUCUAUCUAUCUAUCUAUCUAUCUAUCGUGGUCAUAUCUAUUACGUGUUCAUAUCUCUUAUGUGCUCAUAUCUACUAGGUGUUCAUAUCUAUUAUGUGCUCAUAUCUAUUAUGUGCUCAUGUCUAUUACGUGUUAAUAUCUAUUACGUGUUCAUAUCUAUUAUGCGCUCUUAUCUACCAGGUGUUCAUAUCUAUUACGUGUUCAUAUCUAUUAUGUGCUCAUAUCUAUUAUGUGCUCAUAACUAUUACGUGUUCAUAUCUAUUACGUGUUCAUAUCUAUUAUGCGCUCUUAUCUACCAGAUGUUCAUAUCUAUUACAUGUUCAUUACUAGGUGUUCAUAUCUAUUAUGGACUCUUAUCUACUAGGUGUUCAUAUUUAUUACGUGUUCAUAUCUACAAUGUGUUCAUAACUAUUAUGUGCUCAUAUCUAUUAUGUGCUCAUAACUAUUACGUGUUCAUAUCUAUUACGUGUUCAUAUCUAUUAUGCGCUCUUAUCUACCAGGUGUUCAUAUCUAUUACUUGUUCAUUACUUGGCGUUCCUAUCUAUUAUAUGCUCUUAUCUACUAGGUGUUCAUAUCUAUCACGUGUUCAUAUCUAUUACGUGUUCAUAUCUAUUAUAUGUUAA